GUUUGAGCUUUCUUCUAAAGAUAAAGAAGACCUGGUAAGCAAAAGAGCGAAUCGUGAGGAGUGGGGCGUCCAUGGAAGCUCAUGGCAACGAAGAUUUCGCCGUUGGGUGCAUACUCUCCAUUAAAACAACUUUCGGUGAAGAGUUCCAAGGAAAAGUUAUCACCUUCGACCGCCCCUCAAACAUCCUUGUUAUUCAUAUCCUUUAUUAAUCAACCUUUGAUCUGUUUCAUUUUUCAAUAGCAUUAUUCUCACUUCUAGUGAAGCAGCCUUUGAUCUAUUCUAUUUUUUCUAUUGCGUUAUUCUUAAUGCGAGUGGAGUAUAGUGUUUUUCGUGUCACGUUUUUAUUUGAUUUCUUUGACUUUGAUAUUGAAGUACAAGAAGGAACGAAUUCAGUGGCAGGGACCAAGAUGAAUAUAAGGUUAUUGAAAGCCAACUAUAUCAAGGAGUUCGCUCUCUUGGGUCAAGGAGAAGAUCCGCUUGACGCCAGCAAGUGUUUUCUCGAUCUAGAAACUCUUAAAUUCAGAGAAGAUUCUGCUAUUAGACAAGCAGAAUUGGAUGCAGAGAGAUUUGGAGUUGGUGUCACACCCGAGGCUCAGAGCAUAUUUGAUGCUUUGGCUAAAACGCUUCCAGUGCGAUGGGAGAAGACAGUCAUAGUUGUGAUGGAUGAGGUCCGUGUUAGCAGUCCCUACCUUCCUGAGUCGGUGAAGGGUGGCACACCUGCUGCUAAUGAAAGGGUGCGGAAAGUGCUUGAAUUUGAGAGGAAGAGAUUACAAGCUCGCAACGUUGGACAGUAAAUGCAUUCAUCUCACCUGGGCUGUUGCAUCAAAAAUCUGUUGGAGAAACGUUUCUACAAUAGGCAUAGUUAUAACUUGUUGUAUGCUGCUGACCUCAGUGAAGAAUUUUAUAGUUCAAAUUUUGCAUCAUAUUCUUAGUCUUAUAAUGGCGUUGGACUAAACUCUGGUAAAUUUUUUCCUCAUCUUUUUUAUUCUAUCAUCUGCUCUGUCGUUUAUUUCUGGAUGUGUCCAUAGACUAAAACCAGUGUGGUUUUUAAACAACCAAAUGGUCAAUCAACCCCCCCCCCCUCAACCUAUCUAAUUUCAAGCCCUUUUCAACUUGUUAAUAUUUCACUA
Messenger RNA from Cuscuta europaea, 1130 nucleotides. The record is from the annotation of a GenBank genome assembly. NCBI's taxonomy places the organism in Eukaryota, Viridiplantae, Streptophyta, Magnoliopsida, Solanales, Convolvulaceae.